GAUGGGUUGGUUUCUUGGCUUUGUUUUGGGUUCUGUCCAAAUCCGAAUGAUCGCGCUCGACGAUAUUUCCUCCAGUCUCUUUGAGGCGAGAUGUAGACAACACCUUCUGGGUAGUUCUUGCUCCUGCCCGCUACCAUGACGCUCCAUGCUGUCAGCUUUUCAACCUUGCCGAUAGUCAAGGCUCAUCUUCUCGUGAACUGCGUCUUGGUUCUCUUCGCAGUCCUCAUAGUCACACUCCGUUUCUUCGCACGCUUCUCCUCGGGAGCUAAGUUGUGGUGGGAUGAUCUCCUCAUUCUCCUUGCGGUGCCUCAGGGCAUCGGGAUGUUGGUAAUCCAAGGCUUAUGGUCGCCCAUGGGUAUCGGUUACCCGAUCACAGACACCCUUCCAAAUAUCGUCAUUAUCCUUAAGCUUCUAGUUGCCUACGAGUUCAUAUUCGCGACAUGUAUCAGCACCAUCAAACUCAGCGUCAUGUUCUUCUACCUUCGAGUCUUUGUCAACCCAGGACUCCGAACCGCGACAAAAUUCGCAAUGGGCUUUGUUAUGGUCUGGACAACGGCCAACAUCCUGCAAGUCUUCUUGAUAUGCCAUCCAUUCGAGGCAACAUAUAAUCCAGCCGUCACGGGCAAGUGUGGGAAUCAGAUAGCAUCGUUCAUCGCCAUCGGUGCCUUCAAUGUCAUUACAGACAUCAUGAUUUUGACAUUGCCGAUAUCGACUGUCUGGGCACUCAAGAUGAGUACGCCGGCCAAACUUGGUAUCAUUGCCGUCUUCUCAACAGGCCUGAUAGUCAGCGUAGUUGCCAUCAUCCGCAUUGUCAGUCUCACCAACCUCGAUCUCCAGAAUUUGACUGAAACAAUGAUAUGGGCCGACUUUUGGUCGACCUUGGAGCCAAAUUUGGGUAUCAUAUGCGUUAGCAUGCCGAUGCUGGGAUCACUGUACUCGCGGUGCACAGCUAGGCGGGGUGCUUCAAAGCUCGACGGGCCUUCGGACGCCAGCGGCUACAACAAUUCGAAUAAGUUCAGACGAUCGCAUCCAAGCGCAUCUGAUACUGUCGUUUUGUCUACCAUAUACUCUCCGGAAAACGAUGUACACUAUAGGUCAGAGGUUGCUUCGUUCGGACGUAACGGAAAGAACGAUGAUAGUGGGGAUGACUUCGAGUCACGCUUGACCCCUGAACAAGAGCUUUUGGGCAGAGAUAAAGUUAUACAGGCCUCGGUAACGGUUACCCAAUUAGGAAAACCGGACCCGACGCCGACUAGCACGGGCCGUGUCUGCGUGGCCGUUCGACUCGUCUUUGCCAUGACGUCUCGCGACGGCCCCGAGAUUUUACAAAUUUUCGGCUUCCUUCUUUCUACUUUCGUCUUCUUUCGGAAAUCCAGCCCGUAUUGGACGACGAUUUUACCGAAUAUGCCCAGUAACGCCUCAAGUUCUAGAACCCACAAGUCGUGCGAUGCAUGCACGUCGCGCAAAGUUCGAUGUCCAGGCCCAGGGUCAUCUGGAACUUGUACCAAUUGCACAAGAAGGAAGAGUGAGUGCGUUUUCGGCGUAAGAAAACUGGCCCGCAGACCAAACAUUCAAAGACAAUUUUUUCCUACCAGCCGAUCUUCCGGCACGCCUGAUGAGAUACAACAAGGGUGCACCGUAUCGGUUUUAGACUUCGCAACACUGCCAACACCGGCAUCCAAGUCACCGGAUCCGACAAUCUCGGAGAAAUCAUCCACUCCCGAUCCAAAUGCCCGACGGCCCGCUCCGCACCGAAUUCCGGAACUCUACGUGGAUCGAGUACUUGAUAGAGCCCGUAAAGCUCCGAGAUCAACUAGGCCUGCCGAAGCCUCCAACUAUGUCAAAGGCUAUGGUAUUUUUGGUGGCACAAAGAAUUUGACCUUCUUUUCUGAAGGGAGAUUGAAAUCCCUCGCACAAUGCCUCGGUCAUGAGAAAGUUCAUGAACUCGUCGGGCGAAUUGCAAGCGCUGUUGAGGAACGCGGAAGGUUCGUCAAACUUCGUGCUUGUAGUUUGAAUCGUCAACCUGAGCGCCCGGCUUGCCUUGACGACAAAGCUCUUCUCGCAAAGUAUGUCAAAUUAUAUUUUGAGCAAGUACACCCUCGGUUCCCGUUCCUUGACCGCGACGCAUUCGAAAGGACUGCUUUUAGUCAAGAUCAGCCUCACUCUGCACCCAAAAGCAAGUCAUGGAUAUGCCUCUAUCAUUCCGUUCUGGCUCUUGGUUGUCAAUACGACGGUGGUGGGUCUUUCGAGCCUGGGGAAGGUGAUGCAUGGAAGUUCUUCUCCAUCGCUCUAGCCAACUUUGCCGAUUUGAUCAUGCUACCAGACACUCUUACAACUUUCCAAGCUGUGGUAGCAAUGAUGAUAUACUCGCUUGGUAUUGCUGGGAUCGUGCUGGAGCACGUCCUCAUGUCAGAAGCUGCUCGGCGAGCACAGAACCUCGCCGACGCGAAGUUUGUUGGAGCCGCAGCAGACGCAUUCCGGCGGACCUUUUGGGUCUUCUACUCUUUGGAAAAGAUCAACAGCUUCCAUCAUGGUAGAUCAUCUGCAAUCAUGGACUGCGAUAUAUCCUGUUCCGUUCCAUCCACACCCGAAUCCUUCUUCUCUGGCGGCUUCGAUUGGUUUCUGUGUUUCGUCAGCCACGCGCGUCUGCUAUCCCGGGCAAACACGUCACUCUUCUCUGUUGGCGUAUCCGACAAUCCCGGGGAGUACCACCUGGACAUCAUCGAUCAGCUUCUAGACGAGCUCGAAGAUUGGAGGAACUCACUGCCGGACAACGGCUUCAGGCCAGGUGGCUGGGUCAAACCUCACUCAAUCGUUGAAGACCAAGAGCGUACAGUUGCUCUAGUCACUCAUUUUCUCUACUACAGUUUCCUCCUCACGAUCUCUCGAAUGGCUUUGAGGUACUUGCCAGUGUCAGAGAACUCUACAGACUGUUCUCGUCGAGAUGACACUCUGAACACCGUAGAGCACAGCGCUCGUUCCUUGCUAGAAUUGAUCUCGAUAAUAGACAUGUCACCUUACACCCCCAUGUGGAUGAUGGCAACAAUUCCCAUCAUGGCUUUUUUUGUCUUAUUCGAUCUCGUCAUUCAUAAUCCUCGGCAAAUUCAUACAGCAACCAACUUGGCGUUGCUUGACGUGGUAAAGGGCCACUGCAGCCGUAUGGAAAUGAUCUCGAAUGGUGCGAUACCAGGAUCCAUGGUUGGCGAGUUUGCACAGAUCGCUCGAAGUUAUGUAAACGAGGUCAACGGACGGAGUCCAACCGGCCUUACACCACAUGCGCCAUCUGAAGCAUUCCAGGCACUCUCUACGCAGCCUCAAUGGUCACUACCCCAGCAACCCGAUUAUGACGUCGCUUCAACGGACAUUCACACGGACUUCUCGACGAUGAACUUGGCCUCUAAUUCGACUAUGACGGGAUGUAUGGAUAUUGAAGCACCCGCCGUUGUCCCCAGUCCGCUCAUCGGAACUGACGUAAUGAAUCUCUUCGAAGGCUGGGUCCCCGACCUGGAUCCCAUGUUCUUCCACACUAUGAGCGCUCAGAACAACAUGGACCAAUCGACAUCUCAGCAUGAAUUCCCGAUUUCCUCGGAUCCAUUAUAUGGACAUCCCUCUUGA
This is a messenger RNA of Colletotrichum scovillei, 3615 nucleotides long. RefSeq names its product fungal specific transcription factor domain containing protein. Gene Ontology annotation, molecular function: DNA binding; zinc ion binding; DNA-binding transcription factor activity, RNA polymerase II-specific. Bases 136 to 3615 code for a protein of 1159 amino acids. The record is from RefSeq and is a predicted model, not a curated record. Gene Ontology annotation, biological process: regulation of DNA-templated transcription; DNA-templated transcription. Lineage: Eukaryota; Fungi; Ascomycota; Sordariomycetes; Glomerellales; Glomerellaceae. The transcript is spliced from 13 exons.